This is a messenger RNA of Rhododendron vialii, 2000 nucleotides long. Its product is annotated as ninja-family protein mc410. Gene Ontology annotation, biological process: negative regulation of DNA-templated transcription; jasmonic acid mediated signaling pathway. The record is from RefSeq and is a predicted model, not a curated record. The transcript has 3 exons. Gene Ontology annotation, cellular component: nucleus. Lineage: Eukaryota; Viridiplantae; Streptophyta; Magnoliopsida; Ericales; Ericaceae. The coding region runs from base 305 to 1810 and encodes 501 amino acids.
UUAGAAAAGAGAAACAGAGAGAGAAAAACUGCAACACGAGAUAAACGAAACAGAACCACAAAAACAUGACUACCACGUGCUAUUGGAAAACAGUGAAUUAAGGUGUCUCUCGAUCGAUCGAUAUUCAACUAGGGUUUGAUGGCAUGCUAUCUCUCUCAUCAUUCAGGUGUAUUCCAGCGAGAUGGUUGAUUAAGAUCCUGUGUAUGUAAUUGCUAGAUAAAUAAUGGUGGUUAAGGUAUAUGGAAAAAGAGAAGUCUUGGGGGCUUUUCAGUAAACUGAAUUGAUAUACACCUUUCCCACCAAAAUGGAGGAUGAUAAUGGGCUUGAGCUUAGCUUGGGUCUAUCUUGGGGUCGAUCAUCUGCCAAAGCUAAGGACAAAAGUGAUAACACAUCGGAUACUAGGAUAGACGAAGGUGACAGAAGCAACAAAUUGAUCAAUGACUUCAAAAACUUUCUUGAAGGUGGCACUAGGAAACAGGAAUCCUGCAUGGGGUCUCAGAGAAGUGAUCCAGUAAAACCUGAUGAUAGCUUCAGUAAUAAAUUCCCCAGUGCUACUGCCGAUGCAGAGGCUUCUGAAAAUUUGAAUGGAAGAGGACUCUGGGUUGUGAAUGAUAACAGAGGUGCUGAAGCUGAUGAGGAAAAAAGGCCCGAGACUAGUCACAAACGGAAAAGUUUCUUUGAUGAGAUAAGCAAUCAAAAGAAGCAUGACAGGGAAUCUCAAAAUGCGGACUUUCCUGACAAGUCAAGACCGUCACAUAUCUCCAUAAAUACAGAUGAUGGUUCAACUGCUGAAAAUGAGGAUGUGGCAGAUUCUGAAGCCGAUGGUUCAACCUCAAGGCUGGUUCCACAACAUGACGAUGGCCCGAAAAGGUACAUGAGGGGCAUGGGCCCAACUGAAGUGUCAAAGGAGUUUCACACAGUUGUUGAGUCAAGUAUGGUGGACUUACAGGGGCAAAACAAGUUUACUAUUUCGUCUGGAAAGGAAUUUAAAGUUGGGAACAUGUCCAUGCCCUAUGGAGUAACCUUCCCAGCACAGUCAGUAAACAUAUUGAAUGCGCCUUACUCGUUACCUAUAAGGGAGUCUAACUCUGUUGGGUUUCCUGGUGUGCUACCUGGCAUGAUUCAAGUAAUGGGUGUGGCAAAUAGUGAGCGAGCAGGGACCCAACAUGUGAUGCCUGGAAACUUACCUAUGAUGUUUGGCUAUUCACCUGUCCAGCUUCCAGUGUUGGACAAGGAUAACUCCCAAGGUUUGGCUUCUCAUGCACAACAACUCACUCCAUCCUAUGUGGGUAGACCUUCGCCAAACUCAGCUGCUGUGCCAGGAAUUAUGCACAAGCCAUCUGAAGCUUCACAGUAUAAUGGGACGGCAUUAGAACAGACCAAAGGUGAUCGGAAACAGCAUGCCAAUGAUGGAGGCUCCUCUUAUCCGACAGAAGAUGGUGUUAAGGGAGGCAGCACGGUCUUUGGGGCAAAUGGUGAAUCUGAUAAGCCAAGAACAGAAGGUUUCAUAUCUGAAUUACCAUCUAUAAGGCCAGGUAUUGCUGCAGACCUGAAAUUUGGGGGAUGUGGUUCGUACCCAGAUCUACCAUGGGUUUCGACAAAGGGUCCAGGCCCCAACGGUAGGACAAUUUCUGGCGUCACUUAUAGGUUUAGUCCAUCCCAAAUCAAGAUUGUUUGUGCAUGCCAUGGGACCCAUAUGUCCCGUGAAGAGUUUGUUCGGCACGCCGGGGAAGAGGAUAUGAAUCCGGAUUCUGGCUCUGGUUUACCAUCUUUGCCCAAUAACAACCCUGCUGCCUCAGCUCAAAGCUAGUUCCGUUGCUCAACUAAGCUAAUAAACAUCGACAGCUGAUGCAAUGAGGAAACCUUGCCUAUACACCUUAUGGAAAUUGCUCCCACCUUGUGCUUUUUAUGUAAACUAUUUGAUUUUUCAUUGAUCAGUUUGUUGUCUUAGCUGGUCCAUAUAAUGUAACACUUUUAUGUAAUUAUGUUCGAUUGCGUAA